Messenger RNA from Drosophila miranda, 1311 nucleotides. RefSeq names its product aquaporin. Bases 378 to 1217 code for a protein of 279 amino acids. Lineage: Eukaryota; Metazoa; Arthropoda; Insecta; Diptera; Drosophilidae. Gene Ontology annotation, biological process: transmembrane transport. The record is from RefSeq and is a predicted model, not a curated record. Gene Ontology annotation, cellular component: plasma membrane. Gene Ontology annotation, molecular function: water channel activity. The transcript is spliced from 3 exons.
AUCCAAUCCAACACUUAUUCGCUUCGCUUGGGUUGGCGCUGGCCCGAACCGAGGAUUUCAUUGAGCUUAUUUAUUAAUUGACUGAGUUAAAUUGCUUCUACCUCAAUCGAUGGCAUCUUUGGUGUCUAUAAUUUAUUAACAAACUUCAAAUAAUUUGCCGACCGAUCGUUUAUGCAAAUCAUUGAGUGCAUAUCUCAUACGGCGCGCGUCAUACGUAUAUGCUUAAGCAAAAGCAUUCGGUGCGAAGAGAUAACAAAGUCAAGGCCCACUGGAUGCCUGACGGCGGAAGCGUCAUGGAAAGCCGCCUUCCGAUAAAGUUUUCCCAUGCCUGAACAGUGUCGUGACGUGUGUUAGUGUGUUGUGAACUGUUAUCUGAAAUGACUUCAAUCAAAAUAUUCCCCCAAAAAGCACUCCGUCGUCAUUAUGGAAUCUUUGGUCGCUCGUCCUGUUGGCUGCUUCAGCCUCGGCAGUUGAACAAUAUCUGCAUCGUCUUCGCCGAACUAAUUGCCACAGCCAUGCUGAUGUUCCUCGGCUGCAUGGGCUGCAUCGAGAAUUCGUUCUUCUCCAACUCCAACUUCCAGAGUGCGCUCAACUUCGGUUUUGUUGUCCUGAUUUGCAUCCAGUGCUUUGGCUGCGUGUGCGGUGCCCAUCUCAAUCCCACCGUGACGUUGGCCAACUAUAUCUACAACAUGAUCUCGCUGCCCAUGGCCAUUUCAUACUUUGUCGCGCAGAUGGUGGGGGCCUUCAUCGGCUAUGGUCUGCUCAAGGCCGUCAUGCCAGAGAGCGCCAUAUACAGCUCUAGCACGUCGAGUGGCGUCUGCGUAACAUCCCUCCACAGCAGCCUGACGGGGCUGCAGGGCGUGGUCAUAGAGUUCCUGAUCACCAGCGCCCUGAUUGCCAUUUGCUGUGGCGUCUGGGAUCCGCGCAAUGCCAGGAACCAGGACUCUGUGCCAGUGCGUUUCGCCCUAGCCAUCGCCUGCCUCUCCUUGACUGCGGGUCAGUUCACAGGAGCCAGCAUGAAUCCGGCCCGCUCUUUUGCCCCGGCCAUUUGGAACGGAGCCUGGGAGAAUCACUGGAUCUACUGGGUGGGUCCCCUGGCAGGAGCUCUCGUCUCAUCGCUCAUCUACAAGUAUGCUUUCCGACGAGAGCUUCAGGCACAGGAAGAGCAGGAAUCGACCAUGUCCACCAAGCGGACCUCUGAAUUAGAGUUCGCCUAGCGAGCAAGAGAUCCCUUACAAGACAACAUAUCCCAUAAGUGCUUUAAAAGCGGCUUAGUUUUUAGUCUCACUCGCCCUACUAUACAAAUAAAUA